Arachis duranensis is the source of this 936-nucleotide messenger RNA. RefSeq names its product protein MAIN-LIKE 1-like. Gene Ontology annotation, biological process: meristem development; meristem maintenance. Bases 1 to 936 code for a protein of 311 amino acids. Lineage: Eukaryota; Viridiplantae; Streptophyta; Magnoliopsida; Fabales; Fabaceae. The transcript is spliced from 4 exons. The record is from RefSeq and is a predicted model, not a curated record.
AUGCGGCGGCAGCAGGGCAUGCGACUCGAUGACAGAUACGUUCCGUACUUGCAGAUGGCCGGACUAUACCAUCUUGCAAGGCUGAACGAUAGAUGGUUCUGGUUAGACGAGGCCCUUAUCAGUGCAUUCGUCGAACGAUGGCGUCCAGAGACGCACACGUUUCACAUGCCGUUCGGAGAGUGCACGAUCACACUUCAGGACGUGGCAUACCAGUUGGGUUUGCCAGUGGACGGGCGUUACGUCAGCGGCUGCCUAUCAGAAUUCCAUAUUUACAUCCAAGGUGGCCGUCUGGAGUUGCUUGGAGUGGUUCCUCCUCCCAGCCAGGUUCAGAAGUACGCAGUGAACUACAGCUGGUUUCAGGAGAUUUUUGGUGAGUGCCCCGAGGGAGCUGAUGACGAGACUGUGCGGAGAUAUGCCCGUGUAUACAUCAUGAUGUUGUUGGGUAUGCAGCUGUUUACGGACAAGUCCGGCAACCGCAUUCACAUCAGAUGGCUUCCCUACGUAGCUAGGCUGGAGGAGAUGGGUACCUACAGCUGGGGUUCUGCAGCACUGGCAUGGUUGUACCGGUACAUGUGCCGAGUGGCGAACAGACAUGUGGUCAAGUUAGCGGGCCCACUUCAGCUACUUCAGUUUUGGAUCUUUUGGCGAUUUCCUCAGUUUAGGCCUGAAGGGUAUGAGACGUUCAGCUGGUCAUUGGCGUCGAGGUGGUCAGGAUACAACCCUCCCGGUAGCGAGAAGGGUCCUAGAGUGCAGAUGUGGAGGCUGAGGAUAGACCGGUUACAGGACAGGGAGGACGGCAGAGGCGGCGAUCGAUGGUUCCCGUACCAGUUGCAGAAGUGGCAUCUCUAUUGGGACUUCCGUGCGGACACCGUGCUGAGGUUCGAUGUUGUUGCCAACCCUGGACCGUCGCAGCAAUUCCUCGAUUGGUGGAGGUAG